AUGGACGCCAUCUUCGGGCCGCUCUGCCCCACGGCGGCCGUGUACUCGGGCUCCCUGCAGCCGCUGCUGCCCCACGUCUUGGCCGGCCGCGACCUCACCGUCCUCGCCUACGGCCCCAGCGGCGCCGGUGAGUGCUCGCCCCACUUCCGGGUGUUGGUGUCGCCCCACUUCCGGGUGUUGGUGUCACCCCACUUCCGGGUGUUGGUGUCACCCCACUUCCGGGUGUUGUCGCCCCACUUCCGGGUGUUGUCGCCCCACUUCCGGUGUUGUCGCCCCACUUCCGGGUGUUGGUGUCGCCCCACUUCCCAGUGUUGUCGCCCCACUUCCGGGUGUUGUUGUCUCCCCACUUCCGGGUGUUGGAGCCCCACUUCCGGGUGUUGUUGUCUCCCCACUUCCGGGUGUUGUCGCCCCACUUCCGGGUGUUGGUGUCACCCCACUUCCAGGUGUUCUCACCCCACUUCCGGGUGUUGUCGUCGCCCCACUUCCGGGUGUUGGUGUCGCCCCACUUCCGGGUGUUGGUGUCGCCCCACUUCCGGGUUUUGGUGUCUCCCCACUUCCGGGUGUUUUCUCCCCACUUCCGGGUGUUGCCGUUGCCCCACUUCCAAGUGUUGUCUCCCCACUUCUGGGUGUUGGCGUCGCCCCACUUCCGGGUGUUUUCACCCCACUUCUGGGUGUCAGCAUCGCCCCACUUCCGGGUGUUGUCACCCCACUGCCGGGUGUUGGUGUCACCCCACUCCUGUGUGGUGUCGCCCCACUUCCGGGUGUUGCCGUCGCCCCACUUCCGGGUGUUGCCGUCGCCCCACUUCCGGGUGUUGCUGUCUCCCCACUUCCGGGUUUUGGCGUCACCCCACUUCCGGGUGUUGUCACCCCACUUCCAGGUGUUGGUGUCACCCCACUUCCAGGUGUUCUCACCCCACUUCCGGGUGUUGGUGUCGCCCCACUUCCGGGUUUUGGUGUCUCCCCACUUCCGGGUGUUGCCGUUGCCCCACUUCUGGGUGUUGUCUCCCCACUUCUGGGUUUUGGUGUCUCCCCACUUCCGGGUGUUGCUGUCACGUGUUGGUGUCUCCCCACUUCCAGGUGUUGGCGUCACCCCACUUCCGGGUGUUGCUGUCACCCCACUGUCACCUGUUGCUGUCACCCCACUUCCGGGUUUUGGUGUAUGCCCACUUCCGGGUGUUGUCACCCCACUUCCAGGUGCUGGUGUCACCCCACUUCCGGGUGUUGUCACUCCACUUCCGGGUGUUGCUGUCACCCCACUUUCCUCAUCCGUCACCCCCCAUUUCCGCGUGUUGGUGUCACCCCACCUCCAGGUGUUGGUGUCAUCUCAUUUCCGGGUGUUGCCGUCCCCCCACUUCCGGGUGUUGUCACCCCACUUCCACGUGCUGGUGUCACCCCACCUCCUGGUGUUGUCACCCCCCUUUCCUUGCCGUCACCCCCCACCUCUGGGUGUUGCUGUCACCCCACCACCCCAACCUCUGGGUGUUGGUGUCACCCCACUAUUGUUGCUGUCACCCCCCACCACUGGGUGUUGCCAUCACCCCACUUCCGCGUGUUGGUGUCACCCCACUUCCGGGUGUUGCUGUCUCCCCACUUCCAGGUGUUGGUGUCACCCCACUUCUGCGUGUUGGUGUCACCCCACUUCCAGGGAAGACGCACACGAUGCUGGGCAGUGCUCGGGAUCCCGGGCUGCUGACGCUGGCGCUGCGGGAUCUGCUGGGCGCCGCGGGCACCAGGCGGAGCGUCACCGUGUCCUGCCUCGAGAUCUACGGACACCAG
Messenger RNA from Numida meleagris (helmeted guineafowl), 1776 nucleotides. Its product is annotated as keratin-associated protein 10-7-like. Lineage: Eukaryota; Metazoa; Chordata; Aves; Galliformes; Numididae. The record is from RefSeq and is a predicted model, not a curated record. The annotation marks the transcript as partial. The transcript is spliced from 3 exons.